UCACCAUCCAAAUUUUCAGUAGCAUAUAAAAAUGGCCACACACGUUAAAAACACCGAAGAUUUUAAAACACAAAUAAAAAAAGUCGACACCCAAACCCUGGUUUUACUGGAAUUCUCGGCCAAAUGGUGCGCAGCUUGUAGUCUGAUAGAGCCAGAAGUGGAAAAAAUCGCUAAAGACAACCCAAUUGUAAAAUGUUUUGCGAUAGAUGUAGACGAUUGCGAAGACAUCGCCACAGAAUAUAACGUGGUGGCUCUACCAACUAUACAUUUUGUUAAAGAUGGUAACAUCUUAGAAUCAAUAGUCGGGGCCAAAAAAUCUGCUUUGAAAAAUGCAUUAUCUAAACUACAUCCUGAAGGAAUGUUAGAAGAGAAUAUUAUUGAAAAGGAUGAUAAAAAAGAUUCUAAAGAAAAGGAUGCAAAGAAAGUAUCUAGCGAGAAGGAUGUUAAAGAACUAUCCAAUCAAAAAGAUAAGAAACUAACUGAUGAAAAACAUAAAAGUUUAAUAGAUGAUUUGCUAGAAAUGGCUGCAGCACUACCUGAGUCGAAGAAAAAAGACUCUAAAGAAAAAACCACUGAAGAAACAAAUAAAAAAGUUUCGGAAUCGGACAAACCAGAAGAAGCAACAAAGAAAGAUCCUAAACAGAAUACUAAAGAAGAAAAUAAAAAAAAAGAUUUCAAGGAGGAAAAAAGUGAACAAGAAAAAACAAAGAAAAAAGAAGAAAUAAUAAAGCCGCUGGAGAUACCUACAGAAAAAGAAGACAUUCAAAAAGAAAUCUAAUUUGGACUAAAAAAGGUCAAAUUUAUACAUUUGACAUUUGUCCCAAUACAAAAAUAGAAAAAUGUCCAAAUUCGUUGAAAAAAAUGGUAAUUGUCCAAAUUAAAGCCUCCACAGACCUGGAACCUGUAAUUAAAGAUUUAGACGAAGAAUCAAUAGCAAUUUUAGAAUUUUCCGCAAGUUGGUGUAAAGCCUGUUCAAUAAUGACACCGGAAUUGGAAAGAGUGGCUGAAGUAAAUCCGGUGCAAACCUUUGCUUUUAUCGAUGUUGAUGAUUGUGAGGAACUUGCUAUAGAGUACAAUGUUAUUGUUUUGCCAACAACAUACUUUAUCAAGAACAAAGCUAUUAUUGAAACAAUUAUAGGAGCCAAAUUAAGCUUGCUUUAUAACAUUUUAUCUAAGUUUAACAUGGAAAUACCCGUUAUAGAAAAACCGAUGGAAGGCAAAGAAAAGGAAAAGGAAGAUGCUGAAAACACAAUUAAAAAAGAACCGGAGAAAACGAAAGAAAAAGAAAAGGAUUUAGAUAAGGAUUCAGGUGUAACCGCUAUUACAACCAUAGAUUUAAAGGAAAACAUCUCAAAGCCAAAAAGUAAAAUAUCA
Molecule: messenger RNA, 1374 nt
Organism: Brassicogethes aeneus
Lineage: Eukaryota; Metazoa; Arthropoda; Insecta; Coleoptera; Nitidulidae
Source: the annotation of a GenBank genome assembly